AUGGGCCAAACCCUGCUGAAAGCCCACCAGGCCCUGCCGCUGCACGACUCGAGCUACCGGCUCCACACCAAAGAAGAUGAUAAUCUUCGACACCAGGACGAUGCACAUUUCGAUGUUCUCAGAGCUCCCUAUGCUGCUGAGGAACUGCUUCAAGCGCUGAUGUACGACCACUCUUCCAGCAGAGGGCUCUUUUUGCUGCCGGUGGUGACCAACGAUUCGCUGUUUCUGCUGAAUACGGCGUCCUCGGUCACCAAAGACUUCACCUUGGUGGAUCCCAAUGACAUGGACGAGACCAAAUCUGAAUCUUUCUCACCUUUGCUCUCUCUCCCCAUGGAAAUCUUAUACCAGAUCGUCGAGAUUGUGUAUUACGACGAGACAACGUCUUCGAUCCCUGCUAAUCUCGAGAAGUUCCUGAAAACCAUCCCUGUCCUCCUGAAGACCUUCAAUCAGUUGGCUAUGCGUUUCCUCUACAAGUACGCCAUCUUCACUAGACCCCAUUCUUUCGACAAGUUUCUUCAAAACAUCUUGAACCAACCUGAUCUAGGCAUGUACGUGGAGUUUUUGGACUUCCAGACUUUCACGUCCAUUGGCCUCGGAAGGACCGGAAGAAUGAACCAAGAGAUUCAGAUGGUUACGUCUCAGACAAUCGAGUUGGCUCUUCGCAUGUGUCCCAAUUUGAUUGAGUUCAUGGCCUCUGAAAACAUUCAAGACGACAUGGACGUGACCGUCUUAUCCAUGCUAUUCAAUCACCUUCCCAAGAUACAAGCCAUGGACUUCUGUGGCGCAUCUCUGAGUGCUCUUGCAUUGGCGUUCAAUGAGCUCCAGAUCGAAAACUCCGACGUUGCUGGACACGAGUCCAUGACUGACAGUUGCCUGACUCUCUCGAUUAAGAAAGGCUCCCUCAACAACCUCUUCAAGAUAUCCUUCCAUGACUGUUCUAAUUUGGCUCCUUCAGUUUUUGAGAAGCUCCUCCCACAUUUCAUCCAUUUACGUCGCCUUGACCUCAAUCAUACAUCCAUCACAUCUAGCAUUUUAUUAUCGCAUCUUCCACAUUCUUGCAGACUCACACAUUUAUCGCUUGCGAGAUGUUCAAAGCUCACCACCAAAGACUUAAUCAACUUCUUGGUCAACCAUCCCGCUGUGGCCAACGAGUCACUCCAGUGGCUCAACUUACAAAUCGACCCAAACGUGGUGUCUCCACUUUCGGAAGUGUAUCUCUUGUACGUACUCAACCACCUCAAGGCUCCCAACUUACAGUAUUUCAACUUGGGUGGCUUACCCGUUAACAGUCGCAUACUCAAACUUAUCAAGAAUAAGUUUGUCAAGUUGGAAAGCUUGACGAUAUCUCAUUCCACAGUCGAGAUUUGUGACUUAGAGGAUUUCAUGCACGAGAACGAUACCAUUAAGUUCUUGGAUCUUACGUCAGUCAAAGCUUUAGAUCGUUGGAAGUUCACCAACUUUUUGAAGACAUGCUAUAAUUCCAAUCUUCAAGCCAUCGAGUUUGACUACAAAGUUUUGUACGACGUGACUGGUGGCAACUACGUCAGAGUCGACGCCGUGCAAACUGACUUCCGCAUACUGGGUGAUCCACAGCUCCCACAAGUCUGGAGGUUUUACGAUAACGAGGGCCGCAGAGCUUGGAUAUACAAAAUAGACUCCUCAGAUCCCCUGUACGCUUCAAUCAUUUCUGGAAACAAACUGAGGAAAAGCUUUGCGUCAAACUUAGUCUACUACGAUUUGGAAACAGGUGCAAAGAUCGAAACAAAACUGGAAAAACCAGCGUUUCUCAAGUAUGCAUCGCGCAAAGUGAACUGCUCUAUUGGCUACUACAACCUUAACAACACUAAGAAGAAAAAGUACAUAAAGGGCGAAUUGCACGAGCUGGUGUGGCCGGUGGAGUUCAGUCAAAGGGGCAUUUACAACUAUUACUCGCUCAACGUGAAGUAA
Messenger RNA from Candidozyma auris, 1947 nucleotides. RefSeq lists its product as uncharacterized. The transcript has a single exon. The record is from RefSeq and is a predicted model, not a curated record. The coding region runs from base 1 to 1947 and encodes 648 amino acids. Lineage: Eukaryota; Fungi; Ascomycota; Pichiomycetes; Serinales; Metschnikowiaceae.